AUGCAGUGUGAAUUGGGCAUCGAACCUCUCUCAAUAAGACAGACUUGGCUGUCGGGGCGUUACUUAUUUAGAAUUGAAAAAGACCCGGACCACCCCCUGUACCAAAGCUGCUUCAACUUAAAAAGACAGCCCAAAACAUGGAAGAACCAAAACAUACCAUCCCUCAAGCUUGCAACAGGACACACAAUCCUGGCUGACAUCGAAUUAUUCCGGGAACAGCCCAGGAGCAGACAACAACAACUAGGCCCAGCGCCAUGGAUAGGCCCCCCAAUCACAGUAGGAUAUUUCCCAAUCUCCAAAACUGCAGCACUAAACAACUCAGCUGAAGCUCGAGCCCUAUUCAACUGCCUAAAUCACAGCCAACUCUGCGCCUCCACAACAGCCUACACAGAUGGCUCACUAAAUGAGGCAACGGGGAAAACAACCUGCGCGCUCUACCUCCCUACCCUGGGAAUAGAGGAAACAUACACGCUAAGCAAAGGAUCGUCAAUCUUCACAGCAGAAGCCUACGGCAUACACAAGGCAAUGGAGGCAGCUUAUCACCACGAAGGACAAAUAAGCGAACUCACCAUAAUCACAGACUCCAGAUCAGUCCUCCAAACCAUUGAAAACCCUGGAAGAGAAAAACAUGAUAUUAUUAAUACUAUCCUUAGCACAGCUGAAACACUAAAAAGUGCAGGUACCAAAGUCAAUCUCUACUGGGUGCCAAGCCAUAUUGGAAUAGCAGGAAACGAAAAGGCAGAUAAGCUAGCAUCAGAAGAAAGCUCAACACAAGACAUCGGCAGACUCAUCAGCAACCAACUAUCUGCCACAGAACAAAGCUCCAUCUUCAGGGCAUACCUAAACAAAAUAAACAUGACUGAACUGCAAAAAGACAACGAGAAAGAUAACUUACAGAGGAGGAACAGAACUGGCCCACUUAAAUGGCACGCACACAAAUCCAGAUACAUCUCCAGGGUACUUUUCAGGCUAAGAACAGGCCACAACAGGCUCAAAGCAAACCUGGCCCGUUUCAAUAACCAUAUCCACCCAACGUGCAGAAACUGUGAAGAGGAGAAUGAAACCACAAUGCAUGUCCUGCUGAAAUGCUCCACUCUUGAGCUAGAAAGAAUGGAAAUAAGUUGCUACCUUACAGCAAAUAAUCUUGAACACAACUUAACUAACCUACUGGGUCUCAACCUCGAAAUCCACAGCAACCAACAGUACGAGAUCCAAAGGCUACUUGUUCGUUACCUAAAAGAAACAAGAUUAAUUGGCAUGAUUUGAACAACUAGCAAGAAUAUUCUCCACUACUUACCUUCAUAACAAACCUGAGGCUAACGCAAAGAAACAAACAAACAAAAACCUCAUGACUCUAUAGCCAAAAGCCCAAAACCCCCAAAUUCACCAACGACGCUAAGACUCCAUCAAGCGACAACGAAGGUUGGGGCUAAAGGGCCUACC
This is a messenger RNA of Daphnia magna, 1443 nucleotides long. RefSeq lists its product as uncharacterized. Bases 1 to 1266 code for a protein of 421 amino acids. Lineage: Eukaryota; Metazoa; Arthropoda; Branchiopoda; Diplostraca; Daphniidae. Gene Ontology annotation, molecular function: nucleic acid binding; RNA-DNA hybrid ribonuclease activity. The transcript has a single exon. Gene Ontology annotation, biological process: DNA replication, removal of RNA primer. The record is from RefSeq and is a predicted model, not a curated record.